Molecule: messenger RNA, 1785 nt
Organism: Drosophila innubila
Lineage: Eukaryota; Metazoa; Arthropoda; Insecta; Diptera; Drosophilidae
Product: protein I'm not dead yet 2-like
Exons: 13
Coding region: 37-1710 (557 amino acids)
Biological process (GO): monoatomic anion transmembrane transport; citrate transport
Cellular component (GO): membrane
Molecular function (GO): succinate transmembrane transporter activity; citrate transmembrane transporter activity
Source: RefSeq, a predicted model, not a curated record
UUCUGAACAAAAAUUUAACUUUGCUUGGAUGAAGCAAUGGGCGACGGAGAAAAAGUUUCGACAGGCCAAAGCCUUAAGAAAUGCUGUGCGUUUCAUUGGAGGGGAAAAGCGUCAAUACUGAUACCUCUUUUAACGCUGCCGAUUCUAAUCUAUGGAUUCUCUAAAAACUCAUCAGAGUUCAAGUGCAUGUAUCUGGUUAUCAAUAUGGCCUUAUUUUGGAUCACCGAAUGUAUUCCGCUUUAUUUGACUUCAGUAUUUCCAGUGAUAUUUUUGCCACUCUUCGGAAUUUUGAGCUCGGAAGUUGUUUGCAGUUUCUAUUUCACAGACACUCUGGUUAUGUUUUUGGGUGGUCUCAUAAUUGCUCUGGCCAUCGAAUAUAGCAAUUUGCAUCAACGCAUUGCUCUGGGAACUAUUCUAUUAGUCGGAUGCAGUCCAAGACGCUUACACUUUGGCUUAGUAAUGGUCACCUGCUUCAUAUCGCUAUGGAUAUCGAACUCGGCUGCCACGGCAAUGAUGUGCCCCAUAGUAAAAGCUGUACUGAAUGAAAUGGAAGGUCAAAAUAUAUUCGCCGUUUACAUGACACAAGAGGAAGAACCAGUUGAGGAGGGCGAAAAACCACAUCCUUCAAUGAUAUCGCUGGCGUUUUAUUUUGGCAUUUCAUAUGCCUCAACCAUAGGAGGAUGUGGCACACUGAUUGGCACGGGCACAAAUCUGACAUUCAAGGGUCUAUAUGAAACACGCUUUCCUAACUCCAAGGAAAAGGUGGAUUUCCCCAUUUUCAUGGCUUAUUCAAUUCCUAUUGUUGUGAUAGUCAAUGUUAUAUUGCUAUUCCUAUCUCUGCAAAUGACUCACAUGGGUCUAUUUCGAAAGAACAGCAAAAUCGGCCAGGAAGUUAAGAAAGGUACUGAAAAUCAGGGCGUAGUCAAGACUGUUGUAACGCAGCGUUAUAAAGAAUUGGGUCCUUGGACCUGCCACGAAAUUCAGGUUGCAAUCAUGUUUACUCUCAUGGUCGUUUUACUCUUUACUCGCAAACCUGGAUUUAUGACUGGCUGGGGUGAUUUCCUUAAUGCCAAAGCCAUUGGCAGCUCAGCGCCUGUGUUUCUGCCACUUGCCAUAUUAUUUGCCCUGCCCACGCAGUACACAUUUUGGAAGUAUUGUUGCGGCUCAGCUCCAUUCACUGGACGUACCAUGGAUGCUUGCAUCUCUUGGGUUUACAUACAUAAGCAUACACCAUGGGGUCUCUGUUUUUUACUCGGUGGCGGCUUUGCAAUCGCAGAGGGCAGCAAGGCUAGUGGAAUGGCCAAAAUGUUGGGUGACUCACUGUCAUUUGUUUCCUCAUUGCCCACCUUUCUGGUGGUGGGACUGACACUUAUUGUUAGUCUUUUUUGUACGGCAUUCGCUUCCAAUGUUGCCAUCUGUAACAUUCUCAUACCCAUCUUCUGUGAAAUGGCUCUCGCUAUUAAGGUGCAUCCCUUGCUCCUGACACUGCCAUCUAUGUUGGCCAUUAGCAUGGCUUACCAUCUGCCAGUCAGUACGCCUCCAAAUGCAAUUGUUUGUGGCUAUGCUAGUAUCAAGACUAAAUAUUUGGCGGUGGCUGGUAUAUUGCCAACCAUCUGGGCCCUUGUAUGUCUGUGGCUAAACGCAAUGACCUGGGGAUUGUUGAUAUACCCGGGUUGCAAGGAAUUCCCAUCCUGGGCUAAGGAGGAAUAAAAUAUAUAUCAUAAAAUAAAAUUGUUCUAAAAUUAGGGUAAUAAAUGUUUCCGAUUCUAUUUGGCCAAAACGUAA